Molecule: messenger RNA, 1960 nt
Organism: Spirodela intermedia
Lineage: Eukaryota; Viridiplantae; Streptophyta; Magnoliopsida; Alismatales; Araceae
Source: the annotation of a GenBank genome assembly
AUGACUUCAGUAUAUAAAACCUUUAUUUUUAUUGUUACCUUACUUCUAUAAACUUUUGUUCAUUAUGUUUCAUCUGUAUUUAUUAUUAUUAGUAGUAUUUCUGUAAUGAACACCGAAACUUGUGUUCAUGUGAACGGAUAGUUAUUUUACGUAAUCUUUGACUAUCCUCAUAACUAUCUCAAGUUGCUCAUAUUUCCGAUUUCAUUACCCUUAUUUUCAAACAAAGUUAUAUCCGACUAAGGUUGAAGGAUUCUAUUUAUUUAUGAUAUAUAUAUUUCAGAUAUUACAAUUUUUUAUCGUUAUUACUCUAAUUGUGCCCAUUUAAUCUAAAUACUAGACAGAAGCCCAGGCUGGUCUGGAUAAAUAGCGUCCAUUGGAUUUGAAACAGUAGAAAAAAUAACAAGAGAACAUUGAGACAACAUCAAAGAACGAAAUAAAAAAAUAAAAAUGAGGGACAGACAAAAAUGUCGAAAGAGAAAUACUUGAAACUACUUGAAUUUCUUCUUUUCCGCGCUGUGGCGGACGUAGGCAACUCAUAUCCCCGGAUGCGAUCUUCUCUGCUCCUGCUGGGAGGUGACGUCCAGCAGCCCACUCGCAGGACGACGGCGGGGCGCACCCGUCCAGCCACCGCUUUCCUCCACCAUGAAGAUGGGGGGUUGGGCGGUGGGGGUCGUCUUCUGGUCUCCUCUCGUUUUAUCGGAGGAAUAAUGAAAAAGGAGGAGGCGGGGGGGGGGGGCGGGGGGCGGAAGCAUUCGGCGGCCUACUUUCUCCUCCUUUUUCUCUCCCAGCGGCCCACACGGAAAAAGCAGGGCGGGGAAUGUGAUUCCAGCCCCCCCCCGUCCCAGCUCAUUGAUCUCUCCCGGUCUCCCAUCUCCUUCCAUUUCACGAGCUCGAGCCCUUCCGCGCUCCUCGACCCUUCUAGAGCACUGAGCUGAAGCCCUUUCCCCCCAGCUCAUCUUCCCUGACGAAGAUCGGAAGAUGUCUUUCAGAUCGGUGAGUUUUUCUUCCACGAGUUCCACAAAAGCACAGUGGUGGUCGACUGGUGGUUUUCUGGUGAAUGCCAAUCUCCUCUUCCUCCUCAUCUGCUUGCGUGGCUGGUUUCUCGGUCGAUUCAGAUUUUACCCCUAGGGGGUUAUUGAUGAUUCUGCUCAGUUCUUUGUUCUCAGAGGUAUAGUCUUCCCUGUUGUAAAUUUUAGACUCCGAUCAUGGAUCUUCCUUCCUGAGAUCUCCUCUAAAACUUGAUGAUCUGUGGCGGGUGUUAUCAUAUUCCCGUAAAUGAUGUUCAUCUAUGCUUUACUCGAUAAUCAAAACCACCUCACUACAGAGCUCGAAGAAUGCUGCCUUCUUUGUAUAAAACCUGGUCGUUGACGUUUGCCAUCGAUCCUCUGAAGUCGCUUCUUCCCGCAUCUUCCCCCUGUCGUUUUACUGUUCCAGUCGAAUGCGUCCUCCGGGAUGGGCGUCGCCGACGACUGCAAACGCACCUUUCUCGAGCUUCAGAGGAAGAAGGCGCACCGCUACGUCGUCUUCCGGAUUGACGAGAAGCUGAAGGAGGUCAUCGUCGAGAAGACGGGCGGCGCGGCGGAGAGCUACGACGAUUUCCUGGCCUCCCUGCCGGAGGACGACUGCCGGUACGCGAUCUACGACUUGGACUUUGUGACCGAAGAGAACUGCCAGAAGAGCAAGAUAUUCUUCGUCGCCUGGUGAGCUGCUGGUCCUCCUUUCGUCAAAUCCCCGCCGUUUCCCUUCGCUUCGGAGAUCUCCGAUCCGAUCAUUCGUUCCAUCACGUCAUAUACUCUGUGAUCGGAGCAGGUCGCCUUCUGUGUCCCGGAUCCGAGCGAAGAUGCUGUAUGCGACCUCCAAGGAUCGAUUCAGGCGGGAGCUGGACGGGGUCCACUAUGAGAUCCAGGCCACCGAUUCCUCCGAGCUGGACAUCGAAGUGCUCAGAGACCGUGCCAACUAG